AUGGGGGAGGGAGAGAGAGAUAAGAAACAGAGAGAAAGGGGGAGAGCGGUGGCGGGGGAGGAAGAGAAGUACAGUAUACGCGAGGAGGAAAAGAAGGGAGAUGUAAAAAAAUAUAUAGUCUUUCCUUUUUCCUUUCCCAUCCUCCAGAAUCACAGAGAACCUGUGGAGAAAAAUGUAUCCUCUGACACUAAAGCAUGGUAAACAGAGUAUUGAUUUCCAUGCAUGUUUGUCUGCUUUCUUGCAGUGGGCACACUGUGGUUGUGGUCCUUUAGAAAUCAACCCCAGACUGGUUUUAAUCAACCUCAAUCUAAAUACCAAAACACAAACAGAUCUGGGUCUCAGAAACCCAGUAGUUUCCAGCAGACAUUGUUGUAAGGAUCCAUUUCCAAACGGUUUCAGUUGAUUAGGAAGUUGAGAAGAGCAUCAGACCUCGUGGAGUGGUCUUGGCUCUCUGGUUCCUCUUCUCCAGGAAUUGUAUAAAAUACUACAGUGUGCUUUAGAAAGCCUGUGAGGCAGUUUAUUGGCACAUGAGGUGACCUGCUGUGGAGCCCGGAGGCAGGCGAGGGGUGGCCCGGGCACCUCAAGGACACUUUGGGGAUGCGCUAAUUUGCACCAGCAUGGUAGAGCUCACACGCUGAAUGGCAAGGUUAACACUCACUGCCCAGGGAGGUGGCCCAUAUUCAAUUAGGGGUGCCCCUUUCUCCUGAUCCCUUUACCACUGGAUUCCCAGAGUUGCAGAUUCACACACACACACACACACACAUAAAACCAGAUAAACAAACGCUGCUGUCUCUUUUUACAAGAAAAUCAUGGAUAUUCGGAUAAUAUAUUUUUUUUUUAUUCCAGUUCAUGCGCUCCGUAACAUAUAACGAUCACUGGCAGUACAGAACUCCACUCCUGUCUUGAACUUCAAACAGUCGUGACCAGUAGAGUGUCUGUAUUUGGUCUGGAGACAUCUGUUCAGCCCAUCAGUGUGCUGUAUGUGUCCUGUGAUCUGCUUUACAGUACCAUAGAGAACAGAGACAGUACCAUAGAGUACCCAGCAGCAGGUCGUCAGAGACCUGGAAUAAUCCGGGAUCAGCCCGUUCUCGUCUGUCUUUCUGAGACUCUGAUUAAUGGCACCUGCUCAUCAUAAUGCUAUCUGCAUAUGAAUGGCGGCGGAUUCUAUCGAUGCUCCCUUUACAAGUCCCACUGCAGGCCCUGGAGACACCCUAGCCUUUCUCUCCCUUCUCCUCAGCGCCAUUGUCAUUAUAAAAGUCAGCUGCAGCUGCAUGCAUUGAUCAUAAAUCAUAAUUGCUUGUCCAUUUUUCCCACUUGUUUAAUGUGGCUGUCAGGGACAGUGGAGCGAGAGAGGGGGGGGGGGCGAGAGAGAGAGGGAGGGAGAGAGAAUGGGGGCGUCGGUUAGAGAGAGGAAGAUUUAGCUGGAGAAUGGUGUUAAAGGAUAGAAAUCCCACAAUGGCUUUCAGCACACCUACCAUAUGCCAUGGGCAGUUGCCGGAUUGCUGUGGUAUGAAAACAAGAAAGCUUUUAAUGGCUGGCCAUGGAGAGCACAAACCCAAGCCCUGCCUGUUGCCUCAUGCUGCAGCAGGUUCUACAGAUGGCAGUGGAUUUGAGAGAGCUUUUUUCUCUACAGAAUUUGUCUGGCUCAUGUAGACACAAACCUACUUUGCUGUGGUGUACUGGAAAGAUCUUGUUUUGUAACCAUUUCUUUCUCUCUUUCGCUCUGUUUUAUGGUCCCUUUCACAUUUUGCUCUCUCUCUCUGUCUGCAGCCUCUUUCCUCCCAUGCUACUAGGAAGGCAAAUUCCAGCACUCCCCUCCAAGGGGUAAUCUGAUUGGCGCAUCCUCCAGGGUUUUGGCUGCUACAAACAAAUCGAUAAACAGAGAUGGACAUAUUGAUAGACUCACAAACAUACAGAUGUAGGAUUUGAAUUUGACCUAUAUUGUCGCAGUAAAAUAAUCCUACAGCAACAGGAUUUUAAUGUUUAGUCCAUAAUGUUGCUUAUUCGUUGGAUAGGCUAUUAGCAUGUCAAAAUGAGGCUACCUGGAAAGUGGAAUACUGUUAAUAUAACCAUGUGUUAGUGCAGGUUUUCAUUGAAUUUAUGUAAUUCUCAGCAACAAAAGAGUGAUCAAAUGAAGAUCCUAUAUCUGUGCACACACAGAAAAAAAGGCAGCCAGACAAAAAUAUAUAGUUUUGUUCACUUGUGCAGACCUAUCCAAAAAACGUUACAUACCACUCUCAAUCUGAAAAAAAGGAAUGAUAGAUUUGUGUAAGGAGUCUUUUUGUAGUACUGCCAUCACACACAUAGACCAAUUAAUUUCCAUGGUGAAACUCUCCAAACCAUAUUGCCCUCUGUGCCAUUAGAUCCAGUAUGUAUGUUCCCCCUACUACUCAUUCCUCUCAUCUGUUUUAUGGAUCCUGCUUUAUGAAGCUGUAUGCUGACAUCCAUCGAGGCAUUUUUGCAACGCAAGGAAAACUUUGGUGACAUUUUCAAAAAGAGCUUUGCUCUGAUAUGCUUCUGUAAUGGGAUGGAGAGCUACAUAGAAAACUGCUACCUCCAGCUAGGAAGUCUCCUCCUUUUUCCUAAAGCAAAUGGGAGACAAUCCAAUUUCCCCUGAUUCCAUCAAGCCCCUCUUGGAGCAUUAGUAAAUGCUGAGAGGAGAGAGGACCCACCCUCUGGCUCCCAGACAGCCUCCACACUGCAGCCCAUUAAAGAGCCCUGUAAAGGGCAGAGCCCCCACCUCCACUAACAUACAGGGACCCUUUAGUCAGUCACAGUAGUGCACCAACCUGCAGUGUCCUACAUUUACAUUUAAGUCAUUUAGCAGAUGCUCUUAUCCAGAGCGACUUACAGUUAGUGAGUGCAUACAUUAUUAUUUUUAUUUUUCAUACUGGCCCCCCGUGGGAAUCAAACCCACAACCCUGGCGUUGCAAACGCCAUGCUCUACCAACUGAGCUACAUCCCUCCCCUACCCUGGGCCAAUUGUACGCCGCCCCAUGUGUCUGUGUAUGUGUGUGUGUGUGUGUCAUGUACUGUAUGAGCCAACUCUUGCAUGUGUCCUCCCUGUCAUACCCUGGGAGUGUCCCUGCACACACCGUGCUGUCCGAGCCGUCCGGGACUAACACCAGAUUAGUUGGAGCAGAUUAAGACCUAAACCCCUUACAGUUUAAUUAUUCCUGUAUUUGUGUGCAUCAAGGUCCCACUCGCUGCCUUUGCACUAAACAUCUGCCACUCUGCCUCUAUUGUAUAGGGCAACAGACCAACUAUAGUGUGUGAGAGACCGUCUGCGCACUGACAUGCUUUUAUUGUCCGGAUUUGUACUUUUAUGUGUAUUUGAUAAUUAUACUUCGCACAUCAAGUGGGAUUAAUACCCAUUCAUGAUAUAUUGCAGCUUUAGCUGAGUAAACCUAACACUGACAUUGUACUGAAUACUCAACAGGACCGUCGAGGCAGACCAUAAGAAAACCCUGUGUCUCUCCCGACCAUUUAUGGUUGAGGACAUUUGCAUCCAUCUUGGGGGAAUUGAACUCUAAUGGAAUCAGCAGGCCUCUGAAGUGGGGCUGCUCAGGGCAAACAAUAGGAUCUCACUUUGGGAUCGUUGGAGAGAGCCUUUUAUCAAGCAGCGUAGGAGAUCUCCCUCCCCCUCAUGCUCUGGGAUGGUUCGACAGUCUUUGUCUGACACUGGGUUGGUUCCACUAAUGGUUGUCUUCACUGGUUAAUAGGCUAGGGCCAAAGGCUAAGAAAAAUAGGAUUUACUGAUAUUCAAAUCAAGUCAAGCUUUAUUUAUACAGCACAUUUCAGGAAUGCAACACAACGUGCUUCACAGGAAAAAAACAAAUAAAAACAGUGAAAAUAAAAACAAAUAUUUACUACACAACAAACAUAAGAAGAUAAAAAACUAAAGAAUAACAAUAAAAACUGAAUGACUAAAAAGCACCCUAAGGAAAAGCAAAGCUAAAAAGGUGUUUUUUAAGAUCUCUUUUAAAUAUGUCCACAGUUUCGGCCCCGCUCAGGUUCUCUGGCAGGCUAUUCCAGAGGCUGGGGGCAUAGUAACUAAAGGCUGCCUCUCCAUGCCUCUUGGUCCUAGGCUUUGGGAUAGUUAAAAGGCCAGUGCCAGCAGAGGACCUGAGGGACCUACUGGGUACAGACAGUGCCUUCGGAAGGUAUUCAGACCCCUUGACUUUUUCGACAUUUUGUUACAUUACAGCCUUAUUCUAAAAUUGAUUAAAUAAAUAAAAAAUUGAACCCGAUCGAACAUCUCUGGAGAGACCUGAAAAUAGAUGUGCAGCAACCUGACAGAGUUUGAGAGGAUCUGCAGAGAAGAAUGGGAGAAACUCUCCAAAUACAGGUGUGCCAAGCUUGUAGCGUCAUACCCAAGAAGACUCAAGGCUGUAAUCGCUGCCAAAGGUGCUUCAAAGAAGUACUGAGUAAAGGGUAUGAAUACUUAUGUAAAUGUGAUAUUUCAGUUUUUUAUUUUUAAUAAAUUAGCAAACAUUUCUAAAAUCCUGUUUUUGCUUCAUCAUUAUGGGGUAUUGUGUGUAGAUUGAAAUCAAUUUUAGAAUAAGGCUUUAACCAAACAAAAUGUGGAAAAGGUCAAGGGGUCUGAAUACUUUCCGAAGGCACUGUAACUUAAAAGCAUGUCUGACAUGUAUUGGGGUGCACAAUCGUGGAUUGAUUUAAAAACCAAUAGAAGAAUCUUCAAAUUAAUUAUAAAAGUCACAGGCAGCUAGUGCAGAGACCUUAAAACCGGUGUAAUGUGUGCUCUCCAUCUGGUCUUGGUCAGUACCCGUGCUGCAGCAUUCUGUAUGUUUUGCAGUUGACCAAUAACUUUCUUGGGUUAAAUAUGUUAAAUUUUUUUAUUAUAAUGUAUAUUACUGCCUUAAUUUUUGCUGGACUCCAGGAAGAGUAGCUGCUGCCUUGGCAAUUGAACUUGUACUUUAAACCCAUACAUUUGCAGAUAUUUAAUGGUGCCUAAUAUGGUCUGAUUGGGGUUAUACAGUGUAUUCGGAAAGUAUUCAGACCCCUUGACUUUUUCCACAUUUUGUUACGUUACAGCCUUAUACUAAAAUUGAUUAAAUUAAUUGUUUUCCUCAUUAAUCUACACAUAAUACCCCAUAAUGACAAAGCGAAAACAGGUUUUUAGAAAUGUUUGCAGAUAUAUAAAAAAUAACUUUGCCAUGAGACUCGAAAUUGAGCUCAGGUGCAUCCUGUUUCCAUUGAUCAUCCUUGAGUUUCUACAACUUGAUUGGAGUCCACCUGUGGUAAAUUCAAUUGAUUGAACAUGAUUUGGAAAGGCACACACCUGUCUAUGUAAGGUCCCACAGUUGACAGUGCAUGGUCAGAGCAAAAACCAAGCCAUGAGGUCGAAGGAAUUGUCCGUAGAGCUCCGAGACAGGAUUGUGUCGAGGCACAGAUCUGGGGAAGGGUACCAAAACAUUUCUGCAGCAUUGAAUGGAACCACCAAGACUCUUCCUAGAGCUGGCUGCCCUGCCUAACUGAACAAUCGGGGGAGAAGGGCCUUGGUCAGGGAGGUGACCAAGAACCCGAUGGCCACUCUGACAGAGCUCCAGAGUUCCCUCUUUGGAGAUGGGAGAACCUUCCAGAAGGACAACCAUCUCUGCAGCAAUCCACCAAUCAGGCCUUUAUGGUAGAGUGGCCAGACGGAAGUCGCUCCUCAGUAAAAGACACAUGACAGCCCGUUUGGAGUUUGCCAAAAGGAACCUAAAGAACUCUCAGACCAGGAGAAACAAGAUUCUCUGGUCUGAUGAAACCAAGAUUGAACUCUUUGGCUUAAAUGCCAAGCGUAACGUCUGGAGGAAGCCUGUCACCAUCCCUACGGUGAAGCAUGGUGGUGGCAGCAUCAUGCUGUGGGGAUGUUUUUCAGCGGCAGGGACUGGGAGACUAGUCAGGGUCAAGGGAAAGAUAAACGGGGCAAAGUACAGAGAGAUCCUUGAUGAAAACCUGCUCCAGAGCGCUCAGGACCUCAGACUGGGGCGAAGGUUCACCUUCCAACCAGACAACGACCCUAAGCACACAGCCAAGACAACGCAGGAGUGGCUUCGGGACAAGUCUCUGAAUGUCCUUGAGUGGCCCAGCCAGAGCCCAGACUUGAACCCGAUUGAACAUCUCUGGAGAGACCUGAAAAUAGCUGUGCAGCGACGCUCCCCAUCCAACCUGACCGAGCUUGAGACGAUCUGUAGAGAGGAAUGGGAGAAACUCCCCAAAUACAGUUGUGCCAAGUUUAUAGCGUCAUACCCACGAAGACUCAAAGCUGUAAUCGCUGCUAAAAGGGUCUGAAUACUUAUGUAAAUGUGAUAUUUCCGUUGUUUAUUUUUAUUACACUUGCAAAAAUUUAGAAAAACCUGUUUUUGCUUUGUCAUUAUGGGGUAUUGUGUGUAGAUUGAGGGAAACAACACAAUUGAAUCCAUUUUAGAAUAAGGCUAUAAUGUAACAAAAUGUGGAAUAAGUCAAGUGGUCUGAAUACUUUCCGAAUGUACUGUACACUUAAUUAUAUCUAUAAGUAACAGAAAGGCUGUUCCUGCGGCUAUGUUGGAGGCUGAUAGUCAGGUUUUGAAAGCCUUAGACCUUACCUCGCAACAACAUGGAACUCCACACAGUCAAAGCCGUGAAGAUGGUGGUUGACUUCAGGAAAUGCCGCCCGCCAUCUCUCCCCCUCGAGAUUGAUGGCUCUGCCUUCAGCACGGCCAAAUCAUUCAAAUUCCUGGGAACCAUUGUCUGCAGCAACCUCAAGUGGGAGGACAACAUCACAGUGGUGACCAAGAAGGCUCGACAGAGGAUGUACUGUCUGCGCCAGCUGAGGAAACUCAAACUCUCUCUGACAGUUCUGGUUCGGUUCUUUACGUCUUCAUUGAGUCCAUCCUCACCUCUUCUAUCACCGUUUGGGUCUGUGUCUGCCCGCUGCAAGGGCAAACUGCAGCGCAUCGUCCGGUCUGCGGAGAAGGUCAUCGCCUGUCAAGGACCUGCACGCCUUCAGGACAAGGAAGCGUGCAGGUAAGAUCAUCGCCAACCCAACCAACCCUUAUAUUUCAAAGAUUCCGCUCUGGCAGACAGUUUAGGUCAAUCAUGACCAAAACGGCCCGCCACCUGAACAGUUGAUUAAGUAACUUUUCGUAAGGGAUUAAGUGACUUUGCAUUGAGACAAUGACUGCACCUUGUCAUCAAUAUCCUCAAAUACUAAUCUGCACUAGACUGCAUUUGCACUAUGUACACGUCUGCACAACACUGUAUAUGCACUGUAUAUACAGUGGGCUACAAAAGUAUUGGGACAGUGACACAUUUUUUGUUGUUUUGAAAUGAUAUGAGGUUAACGUGCAGACUGUCAGCUUUAAUUUGAGAGUAUUUUCAUCCAUAUCGGGUGAACCGUUUAGAAAUUACAGCACUUUUUGUACAUAGUGCCCUCCAUUUUAGGGGACCAGAAGUAUUGGGACAAAUUUACUUAUGUGUAUUGAAGUAGUCAAAAGUUUAGUAUUUGGUCCCAUAUUUCUAUCACACAAUGAUUUACAUCAAGCUUGUGACUCUACAAACUUGUUGGAUGCAUUUGCUGUUUGUGUUUCAGAUUAUUUUGUGCCCAAUAGAAAUGAAUGGUAAAUAAUGUAUUGUGUUAUUUUGGAGUCACUUUUAUUGUAAAUAAGAAUAGGAUGUUUCUAAACACUUCUACAUUAAUGUGGAUGCUACCAUGAUUAAGGAUAGUCCUGAAUUAAUCGUUAAUAAUGAUAAGUGAGAAAGUUAGACACACAAAUAUCAUACCCCCAAGACAUGCUAACCUCUCACCAUUACAAUAACAGGGGAGGUUAGCAUUUUUGGGGGGGUAUGAUAUUUGUGCGUGUAACUUUCUCACUCAUCAUUAUUCACGAUUCAAUUGUAUUCCCACUGUAAUCAGACUAUACUCCAGAGUUUUAUCUUUACUGUAUUUAUAUUGUAUGUUGACAUCUGUAUUCUAACAUUUACAUUUACAUUUUAGUUAUUUAGCAGACGCUCUUAUCCAGAGCGACUUACAGUAGUGAGUGCAUACAUUUCAUACUUUUUUUCUCCGUGCUGGUCCCCCGUGGGAGUCGAACCCACAACCCUGGUGUUGCAAGCGCCAUGCUCUGCCAACUGAGGCACACGGGACCCUGUUUGUACAAUGUCUAUUGCUGGCAGCACCUAUUCACUAAGUCAAAUUCAGGAUAUGUAAAUGUAUUGGCGAGUAAAGGUGAUUCUGAUUCUAAAGAAUUAGCCAGUUAGCUCAGUGACUGGAGGUAUUCUAAUUGUUCUCAUCUGAUCCUGCAGCUAGCUGGUGACAACAAUAUUGCAGUUUGUCAUCAUUAUGGGGUGAAAAGGCAAACUGGAGCUGAAUCCCCCUUGAUGAUGCGUGUCAUACUCUGUCAAGAGUUACACUGACCUCACUCCCGGUCUCAUGCCGCCUGCACACAUAGUCCACAGGAUUUCCACCCCCGCUGACCCCUGUCCUAAAUAUUGUCUUUCUUCAUAUCAGCUCAGCUCCGGUCACAGACCAUAGACACCACUUCAAUUUGUCCCAAACGGUGGCUGUGCUCAGGGCAGACUGCUCCUUUGUACCAAGACCAUUGUGUGAUGGGACAGCCUCCAUGGGUAAUGCAUUUAGCACGUUCUCACCCCAGGACAAGGACGAGAGACGCCCAGGCUUUGUUCCUCGACCCUGGCCGUGUCACCCUCCCUCUGAGCCUUUUGAGCACGGAGGUCUGCCUGCUCUGCCCGGCCCAUUGGCCACAUUGUGUUAACAUGUGGCAGGGAGGGCUCAGAGAGGGCUCAGCCAGGGCUCGGGUGGAUACUGGGCUAAUGCCAUUGGUUCCACUGGCUCAGGCUGCUAUAGAGUCUCUCUCAAGUUGAAAGGUUUAAUCGUUUGCUCAGGUUGAGAUCAAUAUUUCAUAUUUUCACAUUAUCCUCUUUAUGGUGAAAUUAUUGGGUUUUUGAUUUAGUCAAGAGGUAAUAACAUAGUUUUCUCAACUGCAAAGUUUGCAAGCCACAACUUUACAACUGACAAGGCUAAGGUUCUUUCAUUGUUCUAUGACAAACAGAGCAAUGGUUAUUGUCUCUAUGAUUAAACUUGUUUUAUAUACAGGGAUGUAGCUCAGUUGGUAGAGCAUGGCGUUUGCAACGCCAGGGUUGUGGGUUCGAUUCCCACGGGGGGCCAGUAUGAAACAUUAAAAAAUAACUGUAAGUGGCUCUGGAUAAGAGCGUCUGCUAAAUGACUGAAAUGUAAAUGUAAUAUACCCUAUUACUGUGUUAUGGGUCUGUAAGUUAGACCUGUUUGUCUUUAGCUCUUCUCAGGUUUCUUAACAUUUCUCACUCUCUUUUCACAGGAUGACGAGGGCCAGACAGCACUACACUAUGGUAAUCUUCCGGAUAUCAGAGAUUUUAAUUUUCAUUUGGAUUUCCGGAUGAAUAUGUCUAUGUAGGCUAUGUUUGUGUAUGAGUGUUUGUAUGUACACUACCGUUCAAAAGUUUGGGGUCACUUAGAAAUGUCCUUGUUUUCGAAAGAAAAGCAAUUUUUUUGCCCAUUAAAAUAACAUCAAAUUGAUCAGAAAUACAGUGUAGACAUUGUUAAUGUUGUAAAUGGCUAUUGUAGCUGGAAACGGCUGAUUUUUUUAUGGAAUAUCUACAUAGGCAUACAGAGGCCCAUUGUCAGCAACCAUCAGUCCUGUGUUCCAAUGGCACGUUGUGUUUGCUAAUCCAAGUUUAUCAUUUUAAAAGGCUAAUUGAUCAUUAGAAGACCCUUUUGCAAUUAUGUUAGCACAGCUGAAAACUGUUGUGCUGAUUAAAGGAGCAAUAAAACUGGCCUUCUUGAGACUAGUUGAGUAUCUGGAGCAUCAGCAAUUGUGGGUUCAAAAUGGCCAGAAACAAAGAACUUUCUUCUGAAACUCGUCAGUCUAUUCUUGUUCUGAGAAAUGAAGGCUAUUCCAUGCGAGAAAUUGCCAAGAAACUGAAGAUCUCAUACAACGCUGUGUACUACAACCUUCACAGAACAGCGCAAACUGGCUCUAACCAGAAUAGAAAAGGGAGUGGGAGGCCCCGGUGCACAACUGAGCAAGAGGACAAAUACAUUAGUGUCUAGUUUGAGAAACAGACGCCUCACAGGUCCUCAACUGGCAGCUUCAUUAAAUAGUACCCGCAAAACACCAGUCUCAACGUCAACAGUGAAGAGGCGACUCCGGGAUGCUGACUUUCUAGGCAGAGUUGCAAAGAAAAAGCCAUAUCUCAGACUGGCCAAUAAAAAGAAAAGAUUAAUAUGGGCAAAAUAACACAGACACUGGACAGAGGAAGAUUGGAAAAAAGUGUUCUGGGCAGACGAAUCGAAGUUUGAGGUGUUCGGAUCACAAAGGAGAACAUUUGUGAGACGCAGACCAAAUGAAAAGAUGCUGGAGGAGUGCUUGAUGCCAUCAGUCAAGCAUGGUGGAGGCAAUGUGAUGGUCUGGGGGUGCUUUGGUGGUGGUAAACUGGGAGAUUUGUACAGGGUAAAAGGGAUCUUGAAGAAGGAAGGCUAUCACUCCAUUUUGCAACGCCUGCCAUACCCUGUGCUUGAUUGGAGCCAAUUUCCUCCUACAGCAGGACCCAAAGCACAGCUCCAAACUAUGCAAUAACUUUUUAGGGAAGAAAGCAGUCAGCUGGUAUUCUGUCUAUAAUGGAGUGGCCAGGACAGUCAACGGAUCUCAACCCUAUUGAGCUGUUGUGGGAGCAGCUUGACCGUAUGCCAAUCCAACUUGUGGGAGGUGCUUCAGGAAGCAUGGGGUGAAAUCUCUUUAGAUUACCUCAUCAAAUUGACAACUAGAAUGCCAAAGGUCUGCAAGGCUGUAAUUUCUGCAAAUGGAGGAUUGUUUGGCGAAAGCAAAGUUUGAAGGACACAAUUAUUAUUUCUAUUAAAAAUCAUUAUUUCUAACCUUGUCAAUGACUACAUUUCCUAUGCAUUUUGCUAUAUUUCCUAUUCAAACUCAUUUCAUGUAUGUUUUCAUGGAAAACAAGGACAUUUCUAAGUGACCACAAACUUUUGAACAGUAGUGUAUGUACAUGUAAUGUAAAUUGCAUCUGUUUAUGAGUGUGAACAGUUGUAUGAGGAUGGAUGGGGAACCAUGAACCAUCUGCUCUCUUGGCCCUGCAUCUGUCCCCCUCUCCCUCUCUUCUCCCUCUUUCUCAUCCCCCUCUCUUCUCCCUCUUUUACUGCUGUUGCUAUCUCAGGUGCCUUUCAUCCAUCAGCGUCUCUUUCAUCCCUCCCUCUCUCCAUCUCUCUCUGUCAGUGUUAGAGGGUGUGUGUGUGUCUAUACUAUGGUCUAUCUGUGUGUGUCUGUCUGUAUCUGUGCGUAUGGAGGGUUUGUGUGUAAUAAUCACCAGGUCUCCCCAAGGAAAUUAACAGUGCUCCUCAGACUCUCAAGACCCCCUCCCAUGGGCGGUCCCAAUGUCCUCUGAGCCCUUGGUGUGUGUGGGGGGACACCAUCUGGCCCUCGGCUGGGCUGGGUGGCUGCGGUGUGAGGACUGGGCACGUGGCUGGCGUACAGUAGACCACCACCACUGCCACCAAACCAGGCAGGGAUAGGAGGAUGGGGCAUAAAAAAAUGACCAAUAAACAUAAGCGAUGAACUCCAGGAGACAAAUAGCAGAGAAUGAAAAUUCAUUUCCACCUCUAUUUACACUGGGCCACAGUGGCUGGCAAAUGAUUAAUUGAGGGUUUACUGCACACUAUAAAUUGUUCUCCUACUCAACGACUCCCAGGGGGGAUGAGGGUUUUUACAGCCCAAGGCCCCGCACGGUGCACGCAGCCCGGAAAAUAAAAUACAAUUUAGAAGGAGAAAAAAAAACUAGAAUCUGACAUAACCAAGCCCCUUUUUUUUCUCCCUGCUAAGAACGGGCGGCACCUUAGCCACCUCUGGGCUGGAGGUUUAAAAGGGCCUGCUGUCAAUCAGCCCAUCACACAGGAGCAGGAUGGCUCUCUUUAAGAGGAGAGAGUGAUUGACACUGGCAAAGACAAACACUCAGAGCACGAAGGAAUCUAGGUGCAUCAGCGCUGUGACUCGCUAACUGGUUUAAGAAAAUGCAAGCCCUCUCCUCAUAUCUUAGCCUAGCUUGCAAGUCCUUUUAGUGGGGCACCAAUUGCCAAUUGGCACAAAUUGAGUGUUUCAGCCAACCAUAGGUUCAGGGCCUCCAUAUGAGCUUUACAUUGACUUCUGCACUCAGGUUAAAAACGUAAGGAAUAUAAACACCAAUGAGCUGUGCUUAGAGGCUGGUUUAGACGUAGCUGUGUGCAUCAUGUCUCCUCCAGUGACCUUGAAGCCUUUUGAAGGUGAUCCUUUUCAAUUAGUGUUUUGGGUACUGUAAGAUAUACAGAUAAGUGUAUAUUCUUGUCAUACCGCCCAAAAUGAUAUAUGGAAAUAGCUGCUUUCAUGGCAUGUUACCUGUAGUCAACCCUGGAUACUUUUACCUCUGAAGUGCAUCACAAUUAUAUCUCUUUCCCCUCUCUCUCCCUUUCUCCUCUCCCCCCACUCUCGCUCUCAUUCUCUCUUACCCUACUCUGUUCCCUCCUCCCCUCCCCCUCUCUGUCCUGCAGCGUCUGCGUGUGAGUUUGCUGACAUAGUGGAGCUGCUUCUACAGGCUGGGGCAGACCCUUCCGUUAAGGACCAGGAGGGCUCUCUGCCCGAGGAGGUCACUGAAUCCAGCACCAUAUCCUCACUGCUGCGCCAGUACACUGCCUCCAAUGGCUAG
Molecule: messenger RNA, 12729 nt
Organism: Coregonus sp. 'balchen'
Lineage: Eukaryota; Metazoa; Chordata; Actinopteri; Salmoniformes; Salmonidae
Source: the annotation of a GenBank genome assembly